ACGCUUUCGACACGACCGACGACAUUCCUCGUGCUGACUCAGACUUCAACCCAACCAUAACCAAGCCCUGCAGCGAUCCCAUCUGGCUCCUUUCAUUUCCUGCCUCCCAUAACAUUUGCGGCCAACCUACAAUGCCGUCCAGAGCAGCUACGCGCGAUUCGGAUUCGAGACAUGUCAACAAUCUCCUUCAUACUCUUAGGCGAGCACUAUCGCCACGAGCAAAAUUUGCAGCGCGCGAAACCCGUGCAUCCCUCCUUCACAGUUCGUAUAACAACCCGACGCUCCCGUUCGAUCAGAUAUACGCGGCACGGGCGGUCCAGCCUGAACCUCCUGCUACCCGUUCAUCGCCCCCAGUGCGUUUGGGUCCUGAGGGGGUCCUCGAGUAUGCAUAUCCCCGGGGCCGUGUGCCUGGCCCUCGCCCACCUCCGAGCUGGAGCGGUCUCUUUGAUGCGGAUGUUAAAGGAAAUGAUGGAGAUCCACAGGGAGACGAGGAGUGUGCGUGGCGCUCGAAUGCUCUAUCCCUCAUCUACUCGCAUCUUCCGCCCUCCACUAGUUCUGAUGCGGUGUCUGUACCCCGUCUGACCUUGCUGUGUCUGCAAUAUCUCGUCGCAUUGUACCCCGGGCAAGACGCGUCGGAAGCGUUUGCUGAGGACGUCGUCCCAUACCUGCCUGUGCAUCUGAGACGACACCUCAUACGAUGGGCAGCGAUACACGAUCCCCUUCCUACUACUCAACUGUUCGCCCUAGCGGAUUCUGGACGCCAUGUCGACGGGGAACUCAUCGUCGUAGGGCCACGAGCUUCGUUACCCCGCGACGUGUUCAAAGCAAAGAGGCCUACUUCCCAGCACGCCCCCAUUGUAGAAGUCCCCAUAGCUCGGGAGGACGCCACGGACGCCCUGGAGUCGUGGGACUCGCCUUCCUUCGACGAACGAACACCACAGCCAAUGCAGAAUCUAAUCCUUGUCUCCAUUGCGUUGCCAGUGAACACAUUACUCACUUUCCCCCCAACAUUGACGCGCUUGGCUUUGCUCGCGCUACCGGCACCUGCGCCCAUUCAUCGUCUGCCGCGCAUAUGCCCGCUGAUCGAAGUCUUGGAUUUAUCGUUCAACAACUGGCUUGCUCAACCUCAUGCGGGCAGCAAGUCCGUACUAGAGAGGGUGGAGUGGGACAGAUGGAGCCACCUCAAGGUGCUUGGUUUGAAGGAGACGGGGGUUGGGGAGGAGAUCGUGCGGCGCGUGAAUAAGGGACGUUGGGUAGAUGUUGACAUUGUUGGUGUAGUGUCGUUAGAAGUCGCCAUGAGCAAUCUGCAUUGGGUUUCUGAGACAUCGAAGUCCUGCAUACUGACAUGAAUCAUCGCGUGUAAACCAAUCUGUUUUGAUUCCAAGGUUCCAAUCAUCAUGCGCAUACAAAUCCUCCUGAGACACCGGAUCCGACCAUACCGUAAUACGUGUAGAUAGCAGUCAACAUCAACCGAAGCGUUCAGGUAAGUCUGCAAGUCAAACGGCGCAAAUGACUGUAGGCAGCUGUCAGGAGACCACA
Messenger RNA from Fomitopsis serialis, 1539 nucleotides. RefSeq lists its product as uncharacterized. NCBI's taxonomy places the organism in Eukaryota, Fungi, Basidiomycota, Agaricomycetes, Polyporales, Fomitopsidaceae. Bases 132 to 1349 code for a protein of 405 amino acids. The record is from RefSeq and is a predicted model, not a curated record. The transcript has 2 exons.